UUCCAGCCUUGAGGGGUUGCCAUGCACCUGUGGGUAUAUAAGAGAGCAGAGCUCAUUCAGAAAAUAAGAGAGAACAAGACAGAGAGAGAGAGAGAGAUCCAUUCACACACGCCAGGAGAAAAAAAGUGCAAACCGAGAGCAGUGGAGGUGAGCUUGAUAAGAGCUGGAGAUCCAAAGAAGAGCCAAAACAGGAGAUUCAGAACCGCAGAACUCAUCUAUAAAUACAGAAAGAUGCUCUGUUCUUCCUGGCUUUUGGCUGCAGCUGUCUUGUGUUUUCACAGUCAGUAUGUAGACGGCCACUGCUUGGAUUUGACAGACUGCAUGGGCCUUAAAACUAAUGAACAAAAAUUGCAGUGUAUCAGGCAGUGCAGAUAUCCUCAAGAAUCCCCCAAUUACGGGAGAGUAUCUUCAUCUGAACAACAGAACAAUGAUGAAGAGGUUGAAGAAGAGAGCCUCAGUUUGGGUUUGCUCUUAUCAGCUCUGUCUCCUGAUUCAACCGAGCUCCAAGAUGCCACCGGAGAAGCCCCUCACAACGACGAGAGGAGGUCUUACUCCAUGGAGCACUUCCGCUGGGGCAAACCCAUGGGGCGCAAACGCAGACCCGUCAAAGUAUUCACCAACGGCGCUCUGGAGGAGGACGAGCCAGAGGAGUCGGUGGAAAACGUCCGGGUGGAGCGAGGGCAGAGCGGCACGCUUAAGGUUCAGCAGAGGAACAAUGCAAAGACCAACGGGAAGUAUCGCAUGACCCAUUUCCGCUGGAACGCCCCACCUGACAAGCGCUACGGAGGCUUCAUGAGGCCGUAUUCGGAUCAAUCCAACAAGCCCCUGCUCACGCUCAUACGAAACGUCAUUGCUAAAGACGGACAGCAGUUCAGAGAUUAAGAGAGGAGAGAAUGGACAGAAUAACUGGUGUCAAGACACUUAAAUGUGUAAAAUACAACUUUAAUUUUAAAAAAGCUUCCUCUGAACCAGGGCAUGACAUAGGGUCCUUUGGAAAAAAGAGAGAGAAACAAAGUAGCCAAAUCACUUACAUAUAAAGUCAGGGUAUAUCACAUGACUAUGAAAGCCUAUUACUUCAUAUUCUCAAUUCAUUUUGAUGCCUGACACCAUAACAAUCAUCUCUGGGAUUUGAAAAGAAACCAGGUAUAUGUCUACCUGAGAUUUACUGUAAUAUACUGUACAUGACAUACAUUAAAAUGAAUUUGCAAUGUU
Molecule: messenger RNA, 1212 nt
Organism: Labeo rohita (rohu)
Lineage: Eukaryota; Metazoa; Chordata; Actinopteri; Cypriniformes; Cyprinidae
Gene: pomcb
Product: proopiomelanocortin b
Exons: 3
Coding region: 22-882 (286 amino acids)
Biological process (GO): neuropeptide signaling pathway
Cellular component (GO): extracellular region
Molecular function (GO): neuropeptide hormone activity
Source: RefSeq, a predicted model, not a curated record